Sphaeramia orbicularis (orbiculate cardinalfish) is the source of this 1577-nucleotide messenger RNA. Its product is annotated as follistatin-related protein 1-like. The transcript is spliced from 10 exons. Gene Ontology annotation, molecular function: protein binding. The record is from RefSeq and is a predicted model, not a curated record. NCBI's taxonomy places the organism in Eukaryota, Metazoa, Chordata, Actinopteri, Kurtiformes, Apogonidae. Gene Ontology annotation, biological process: regulation of BMP signaling pathway; multicellular organism development; cell differentiation. Bases 219 to 1136 code for a protein of 305 amino acids. Gene Ontology annotation, cellular component: extracellular region.
CACCGCUUAGAAAACAACUCUCCACAUGGAUCCAGACGGACAAUUUGAGACAUUUGGAUUUAAGUCAACACACUGACUGGGCUGGUUAUAUCCUUUAUUUAUUUCUGUACUUUUUUUUCCCACAUUAAUUGACUUUUUAGAGAACGUAAAUAGUGUGGAGUAACUGAUUCCUUGGAUGCUGACUGACUGGUGAUACAGAGUUAUUGGAUAAAACUGGCAUGAUGUGGAGUAUCUCUGAAGUCCUGUUGCUGUUGCUCAUCUCCUCUCCUCAUGUCUCCUCGUCUCCUCUGGCCAAGGACCAGUCGGUGUGUGCCAGGACUUCCUGUGGUGCAGGUAGAGAGUGCGUAUCGACGGACAGAGGGGAACCCAUCUGUCGCUGUCUACAGCAGUGUGAUGCAUCAGAGCACUGGGUGUGUGGUAGUAAUGGUCGAUCCUACAGAAACCACUGUGAGCUGCACAGAGAUGCGUGUGUCACCCACACCAAGAUACACGUGGAGCACAAAGGACACUGUCUGGAGAAGACAGCAAAGACUGAUGUGAGCCCCAUGGUGUGUUUUUUGUCUGAUCGGGACUGGCUAAGAAACAGAGUGAUCCAGUGGAUUCAAGAGGAGGUGGAAUCAGACAACGUGUCUUCAAAUGCAUCAUCUGCUCAUGACCUCCUGCAGACAUACUUCAAGACAUAUGAUAAUGGAGACUCACAGCUGGAUUCUAAAGAGUUCUUGAAUUUCUUGAAACACAAUGAGAUGGCUCUCAACCUCACAUACUCAGAAACUGAGGAGACUAACUUGCUAUUGAAAUCUCUUUGUGUAGAUGCCCUGAUAGAGCUGUCAGAUGAAAAUGCUGACUGGAAGCUGAGUUCAGCCGAGUUCAUCAACUGUCUGACGUCUACCUACCAUCCACCUGAGAGACAGUGUGCUCUGGAGGAUGAGGUGUUUGAAGAUGGAGCUGAAACUCGGAUGGACUGUAAUAAAUGUGUGUGCGCCUGUGGAAACUGGGUGUGCACCGCUCUGACCUGCAGCGGAGAGCAUCAGAUUGAGGAAGCUAAGACAGAAGGAGAAGAAGAGGAGAUGACAGAGGAGGAGUGGAACAGGAGAGUGGCUGAACUCAAUGCUUUACAGAUGGACACUCACCACUAACCUGUAACAGAAACACUUAAACCAUCACUUAUUCUUACAUUUAUACAUCAGUAGGAUGAAGGCAGGAAAACUGGGACAAACUUGGCAAAAUGUUUAAAAAUACUAAUGCACACAAAGCUGUUUUUCUGCUAUUAGUCCAUGGUGAAAAUAAUUACAAGUAAAUUUAUUUUAUUUUAUUUUAUUUGUUUACAUUUUAUGGUGUAACUCUCAAAUUCUGAGAUGAAAUAGAUUUGUGAAAAGAGGAAAAGUAUUUUUUUUAUUAAUAGAGGCAGAUUUGAUGGAAUCUCUACAUGUGAGUUUAAAGUUGCCAGUAACAUAUUGAACCCUCCUACCUGUCAAAACACCUGUGAUUAGCAAAUGUACAUUUCUUGUUGCUACUGAAACAGACAUAAGUGAUAUCAAAGAAUCCUAUCAAACUUAAAUAAUGAAAAGAAUAAAACU